AAGCAUAUGAUGGCUUUCAUUGAGCAGGAAGCCAAUGAAAAGGCUGAAGAAAUAGAUGCAAAGGCAGAAGAAGAAUUCAACAUUGAGAAGGGUCGCCUUGUUCAGACACAGAGGCUGAAAAUCAUGGAGUAUUAUGAAAAGAAGGAGAAACAAAUUGAACAGCAAAAGAAAAUUCAGAUGUCCAACCUGAUGAAUCAAGCAAGACUGAAGGUCCUCAAGGCAAGGGAUGACCUUAUUGCAGAUUUGCUGAAUGAGGCCAAGCAGGGUCUUGCCAAGGUGGUGAAGGAUACUGCCAGGUACCAGAUGCUGCUGGAAGGACUUGUUCUACAGGGAUUCUACCAGCUGCUUGAGCCCAGAAUGGUUGUUCGAUGCAGGAAACAGGAUCUCACUAUGGUUAAGGCUGCUGUAAAGAAGAAUAUUCCCAUCUACAAAAAUGCCACAAAAAGGGAUGUGGAUAUUCAGAUUGACCAAGACAACUUCCUGCCAGAGGAAAUUGCUGGAGGUGUUGAAAUCUAUAACAGUGAUGGUAAAAUUAAGGUUUCCAAUACUCUGGAAAGUCGACUGGACCUUGUAGCCCAACAGAUGAUGCCAGAAAUCAGAGUGGCUCUCUUUGGUGCUAAUGCCAACAGGAAGUUUUUGGACUAAACCCAUGUGGGAGAAGGUGGGAUCUAUUCCACUGCUAUACUGAAGGGGAUGCAAAAGCAUCUGCUAAUUUAAAAUCUUGAAAUAUAACAUUACCUUGUUAUCCAAUAUCUGUUCUUCAGUGGAAUAAUUUUGCAUACCUGCUGUGCUUAGCCUCUCUACUUGUGGUUAGAAUGUAUUGCUUAAAGGAUGUGAAGACCAUAUUCAUCCAGCAGUGACACUAGAAAGUGGAGGCAUUUGGGCUCUUGGCUUUCCUUGCACUGUGGUGGCUCUAUAAAGACAAGUGGCCCAUUCAGGGUCACUCAUUUUGCUUUGGCCACAUCUCUUUCAAGGUGUCUAAUCUGUGAAGUAACUUACUAUGCUACCAAUGGGAAAUACCUUUUCAGUUAAGGUUUUCAGUGUUACAAAGGGCGUGUGUUCCUUCCCAGGGUUAGCAGUUUAAUUCAUGUUACUUGGUCAGGCAUUUUUCUGUUCUGUAUAUGUGAUUUAAAAAAAAGCCUGAGCCUGUAAAACUUUAUUUAUUAAAAUAAAAAUGCGUGUGUGUAUGGA
This is a messenger RNA of Pterocles gutturalis (yellow-throated sandgrouse), 1191 nucleotides long. It is a transcript of the gene ATP6V1E1, whose product is annotated as ATPase, H+ transporting, lysosomal 31kDa, V1 subunit E1. Gene Ontology annotation, biological process: proton transmembrane transport. Gene Ontology annotation, molecular function: proton-transporting ATPase activity, rotational mechanism. The transcript has 8 exons. NCBI's taxonomy places the organism in Eukaryota, Metazoa, Chordata, Aves, Pterocliformes, Pteroclidae. The coding region runs from base 7 to 645 and encodes 212 amino acids. The record is from RefSeq and is a predicted model, not a curated record. Gene Ontology annotation, cellular component: proton-transporting two-sector ATPase complex, catalytic domain.